Molecule: messenger RNA, 1947 nt
Organism: Syngnathoides biaculeatus (alligator pipefish)
Lineage: Eukaryota; Metazoa; Chordata; Actinopteri; Syngnathiformes; Syngnathidae
Product: transcription factor 7-like 2
Exons: 7
Coding region: 90-833 (247 amino acids)
Biological process (GO): regulation of transcription by RNA polymerase II; canonical Wnt signaling pathway
Cellular component (GO): beta-catenin-TCF complex
Molecular function (GO): RNA polymerase II cis-regulatory region sequence-specific DNA binding; DNA-binding transcription factor activity, RNA polymerase II-specific
Source: RefSeq, a predicted model, not a curated record
GGUUGAUUUCAAGCAGGGCCAGAUAAUGAAAAGAUCGUUUCUUUACGCUGGAAAAAAAAGUUGAUCAAAGAGGUUUGCGAGGCGAGAAGAUGCAGACGUACACCGAGAUGAGCAACGCCGAUUGGGACAUGAUCUUCGGCGUGAUCAACGCGGACAUGGGCGCCGCGUCCCCCGUCGGAGGGCAAAGUUCCCCCCGUGCCCACCUACCGGUGGUGGCCAACUGCCUUGGCCAGACUCAGGAAGUUCUGGGGUUGGCGAGCGCCCAGAGUCAGGGGGCGCGCGGACCGAGCGGUCAGGAGCAGGUUAGUUGCGCCCCCAUGGUGGUGUGCCAAAUUCCUGUUGACGUUACACCAAAUGGACCGAUUUUUUAUCAGUUGACCCCUGGCCCUUACUUUGUGCCUCCUCGUCCACCACAAAACCAAACGAAGUCCUCCUCAAAGAGGAAGAUCAAUUCCUGGCCCCAGGAUUUGACCAGGCCUUACAUUAAGAAGCCCCCCAAUGCCUUCAUGCUCUUCAUGAAGGAGCAGCGGCCAGUCAUCAAAGCCCAGUUUGUGAACAAGGACAGUGCCACUGUCAACAAGGUCCUGGGGCAGAUGUGGAAGUCGCUGACGCUGGAGGAACAGCAAAAAUACUACAGGGAAUCGGAACGGCUCAAUGAGAUCCACGCUAACACAUACCCGGACUGGUCCUGUCGAGAUAACUAUGGCAAAAAGAAAAAGAGACAGUGGAGAAAGGCAACCAGUAGUUUCAAUAGUUUGACAACGUCUGCACCUGAGCACCAACCGCAGGACGAUGAGCUGGGCAAACGCACUCGUGCGGCCGAGUCUCGCUAGUUUCCCGCCGGCGCCUUCAAACAUCCUGCACAAAGAGGGUGGAGCGGACCUGACCGGCGCCCUGAUCGAGCGGCUUUCUGCCGUGGAGGCCGAGGCGUUCUCUCCGCCCCUUUUUGUCCUCUUGCUCUACCACGAGGCAGAGAGUGAGGUUUUGUUUAACCUGAUUAUGUGAAUGCAGCUACGAGAGGCCCAAAGGUGGCCUGAAAUGGGUGCCCUUGCAGCUAUCAGAAAGACACUGUCACCGGAGAGCGCUUCAAUGGGCUCUUUGCACACAAUGUCGUGUCGUCACAUCCUUUAAAAAUUACCGCUUACUCCUCCGGUUUGCUGAGCUACAUGUCUUCAUUUGAAUCAUCAAUCAGCCAAGUAUGAGCAGAACCAAAACUGCUGCUUGUGCCCCUGGUUUCCCAGGAGUAUAACGCAAUCAUGAUUGACAGUAUUCCCCCGUCGUAGUGAAAACAAAAAUAAAAAAGCCCUAAAGCAGAUGACCCGUACACUUUAAUGCCAAACAGAUUUUUAAAAAAGCAAAAAGAACAACAGGAACUUAAAUGCAACACGUACAUGGCAUCACUAACCCAGAUUGAUCACAUCAUUGGGAAGCAUAUUGACACAACUGUGUAUAAUUGUAGGUGCAAGAUGAAACAUAGCUUUCUUAAACUGCUGCUCAGCGCUUGGUGGAAGACUUUAAAAAUUAAUCUGUGUACAAAAUUAAUCUGUGUACAUCUGUGAUGGUUAAUUGAGACAAAUCCUGUAGAAUAAUACACAUUUUCAAAAAUGGGAAAAUUUUAGCCACUUUUUCGGAACGCCGGAGAUUUUGUGCAAAGAGCUCAGUAUCAAUUGUGAAGUUGAGUGGCAUUUUAUUAUUAUUGUACUAGCUAUGCACAUGACUAAUGUCAUUGUUGAGCCUGAUUAUUUUACAAAUGUAUAUUUUGAAUUCUGUCUGUGAAAUUACCUCAAACUGGACAACUGUACAUUGUAAUUUUAAACAACUGAUAUGCAAACACUAUGUCCACAGUACAGUUCUUGGUAAUGUCCUUGUUUUGCCAUGUUGUCUUUACUAUAUGAUGACACUGCACUGCAUUCCAUACUGUACAUUAUAAUAACAAUAUUGAAUGUC